AUGAAUAUAAGAAAAAAACCAAGUUAAAAAAUAAUUGCAAAUCGUAGUAUUUCUUAAUUAAGAAAUGGCUCAGACUAAGAAGAAACUGAAUAAUUACCUAAAAUAAAACCUAAGUCAGUAAACCGAAGUUCAAAAAAGAACUUUGAGAUAAAGAAAGUUAGAAUAAAGGUUGCUAUUUCUGUUGAUAAAAUGGAAAUAAUCAAUAAAUAAAACAAAUUAAGUCCAAUAAAAUAAGAUGAAUCUCCUUAAUUAAGUGAUAGAAAUUAAUCUCCCUCAUCUAAUGUUAAGAAAACAAAUGAAGAAAAUAAUAGAUAGAAUUUAAGUAAAUUUAAAGUAAAUGAAAUAUAGAGAAAUCCAUACAAUAAGAUUAUGAAUUUGAUGAUAAUUUAGAAAAUAAUUUAGAGAGUUAUGUAAAAUUGUAUUAUUCUAUUGUUGGUUUGAUGGAUGCAAUGAGAAAAGUAAUUAAAAAAAUAAUUAUAUUUUGUGUAGAACGUAAGUGAUUUAGUUGAUUAGAUUAAUAGAUAUUUAGAAGUAAUGGAUAGUAUUCAUUUUUGUUAGAUUGAAAAACUUUUGAUUGAGAAUAGUAAAUAAUUUAGACAAAUAUUAAUAUUGAUUAAAAUAGGGGUAUUUAGUUUCUUAUUUUUAGAUUGUUGUUAUAAUAAAUAGUUUUUUUGAUUAACACUUUUACACAAGUAAUGUAGUGAAUUUUAAAAAUAUUUUGAUUUAUAAUUUAUAAAAUUAUUUAUUAUUAGGUGAUAUGAUAUUAUUGAAGACAUAGAAAUAAGAAUUAUAAAAUAUUAUAAACUAAAAUAAAAAAUAUUUUGGAAGUAAGAAGGUAGAUUAAAAUACAUAAAUUCGAUAAAAUGUAGAAUUAUUGUCUGGUGUAUAUAAAUCAUUAACAAAGUAAUCUAAAGAUCUUUAUCAAUUUAUAUGUACUUACUUAAAAUAAAUACAAUAUCUUUAAAUAUUGGAAUCUAAUUUAGUUUUGUAGAAUUAUAUUUCUUUAUAUUUUACAAUGCAGUAGAGUUAUCAUGGUUUAUUAGGAAUUCCUUUAAUUUGUGUAGCAAAUAAACCAUAUUUACCAAGAGAGGGAAGCCAUGAAUUGACUUUAAUUGUAGAUAUGGAUGAAACAUUAAUACAUUUUAUUGAUUAAACAAAAAGCUUUUUAAUAAGACCAUAUGUAGAGUAAUUCUUAUAAGAAAUGAGUAAUUAUUAUGAGAUUACAGUAUUUACAGCGGGAUUGGCUGAUUAUGCAAAUUGGAUAUUGGAUUAGGUAGAUAAAAAUAAAUAUAUAAAAUAUCGUUUAUAUAGAUAACAUGCAAUGCAAUAUUAAAAUCAUUUUGUUAAAGAUUUAUCUAGAUUAGGUCGUAAUUUAAAGAAAGUUAUCAUAGUAGAUAAUAUUGCUGAUAAUUUUUAACAUUAACCAGAAAAUGGGAUAUUUAUAAAAACGUGGUAUAAUGAUUAAGAUGAUAAGGAAUUAUAAAAAUUAAGUAUUUUUUUAAAGAAACUGGCUGAGAAUGGAUGUGAAGAUGUAAGAGAGGUUUUAAAAGAAUAUAAAAGUUCAUAAUUAUCUUAAAUGUGA
Paramecium sonneborni is the source of this 1582-nucleotide messenger RNA. Lineage: Eukaryota; Ciliophora; Oligohymenophorea; Peniculida; Parameciidae. The record is from the annotation of a GenBank genome assembly.